GUAUCACUCUACAAUUUUCAAAACAUCUUGAACCCAUCAUCCAUCAUGAGCGGACGCGGCAAAGGAGGCAAGGGACUCGGGAAAGGAGGCGCCAAGCGUCACCGCAAAGUUCUCCGCGACAACAUCCAGGGAAUCACCAAACCCGCCAUCCGCCGUCUGGCUCGCCGCGGCGGCGUGAAGCGUAUCUCCGGCCUGAUCUACGAGGAGACCCGCGGCGUGCUCAAGGUUUUCCUGGAGAACGUGAUCCGCGACGCCGUCACCUACACCGAGCACGCCAAGAGGAAGACGGUGACCGCCAUGGACGUGGUGUACGCGCUCAAGAGGCAGGGCCGCACCCUGUACGGCUUCGGAGGCUAAACCACCAGCACCUGAACGCACCACCAGCACCUGAACGCACCAACACAACGGCUCUUUUAAGAGCCACUCACUUCUUCUGACGAGACACGGUCCUCAUUACACCACUGAUCAUAUCCACUGUUACAGUACUUUUAUUAUAAAUACAUAGUAAGAAACAAUAGUCCGAUAAGAAAUGAUAUUCAACUAUUAUAGUAUUAAUAUUCCAUGUUAUGUUUUACUCUAAUGAAACAAUUUCUCGGCAACAAAUCAGUUGCUCAUGUUGCCAGACUUUGAAGCAACUUUGACAAAGACAUUUCCCAUGGAGACGAUGACCUUAAUUAUGAAUUAUUGUUAUUAUUAUCAAGCAAACAAGACUUCUCCAUCCAUUAUGGUAUUAUAACUCCUGGGAAUGUUUUAAAUGUAAAAAAUAUUCAAUGAGACAAAAUAAAAAUAUUCAUCAAGAAAAUGUUGUUAAUAAACAAACAGAAGAAACAGUCUUGAAUAUUACAGUGACAGUUAUAGGUCGUAAUAAGUAAACUGUAGGUUUUAAAGUUUGUUAACAAAACUGUUGAUAUAUUUAAAUCUUUUGUUUGUAAUUUUGUUUUUAUAAAUAGUUGUAUGUCAGUGUAAUGUGGUUUUAGUAAAUAUGUUGAGUAUGAAUUAUGGGGCAGCCACUGUGUAGUUUGUAUAUUCAACUAUGUACAAUUACGAUAUCCAGUUUUUAUCUGUGAGCAUGGAUUUUAAUAAACUUUUUGACUAUUUCAGGGGAUUUACAAUAAGAUAUAAAAAAUAUGUUUGAUAAUUACACUAAAUUUUUUUAAUAAGUCAA
Messenger RNA from Scophthalmus maximus (turbot), 1165 nucleotides. Its product is annotated as histone H4. Gene Ontology annotation, cellular component: nucleosome. Gene Ontology annotation, molecular function: structural constituent of chromatin; DNA binding; protein heterodimerization activity. Lineage: Eukaryota; Metazoa; Chordata; Actinopteri; Pleuronectiformes; Scophthalmidae. Gene Ontology annotation, biological process: nucleosome assembly. The transcript has a single exon. The record is from RefSeq and is a predicted model, not a curated record. Bases 46 to 357 code for a protein of 103 amino acids.